Molecule: messenger RNA, 800 nt
Organism: Cydia pomonella (codling moth)
Lineage: Eukaryota; Metazoa; Arthropoda; Insecta; Lepidoptera; Tortricidae
Exons: 21
Coding region: 218-733 (171 amino acids)
Source: RefSeq, a predicted model, not a curated record
CUGCAGGGAACUUCGAGAGGCUGCUAGUCUUGAAGGGAAAGAGCUUCCUGGGCUCAUUCACGUGAUAUAUCCCAAUGAGAAAUGUGCAAAUAUUACAAAGAACGAAUUUACACCGAAUUACUCCUACAAAGAAAAUAGUUUUAAGUUGCGCAACCUAAGAGACUAUUGGGGUCUGGCCGACUUAUGCUGCAAGGAGGAAUGCUAUGACUUAUACAACAUGUGGGGCUGUCUAGUAUUUCAUAGGGACAUGUAUUGUGCUGGAAGUAACCAUGAACAGAUUUCCUUUACUACAAAGAAAGCGUACGGUGGAUUUCGGAAUCCAGAUGAGAUUGUGAAUCCGGAUAAGACAACUGCUACACCGACUACUAGGACACCUGGCACUCGUCCUACUACAACGAAACGCUUUAAGUCAUUAUUUGAAUCAAAUGAGUUUUUCAAUCCAGAUCUGAAGAAGAAAACUACUGGUACUACUACCAGGACUUCAACAAAGACUUGGUACAAGCCAUUACUGAAUUCAGAUGAGUUUAUGAGUAAGGAUCCGAAGAAGAUUUCUGAAAAGGAAAAGGACGAAGCUUUAAAGCUGGCUUAUUUAGCGUCCAAGGAAGCUGCCAAAGAAGGCAAAUUCAAAGAAUCUUCGAAUAAUCCGUCACAUGGUGGACACAAACGGUCCAAGAAGCUGUGCGUCUUCACUCCCGACAGAGAAUACUGUGUCGCGCAGAUGAAGGGACUCUGAACAUUCCAAUUGUUUAUAAUCUCGGCUAUAUUUCGGCGAUAUUAAUAAAUAUUUGUUGGCAAUACAA